CGUGUGGGUUUGAUUGGCACCGUGUUCUCUGGUAGUCGGCUGCGGGACCAGGACAGACAGCUGAGGGGGGUCUGAAUGUCCAACCGGGACGGUGUGCGUGCGUGUGGACUGGCGCGAACCGGCACGAUUCACAGGUCUUCACAGUUGACUGAUGAGUAGCCAGUAGGACUUGGGCUGGGCUACACCGACUGGCACAGAGAGAAAGCAGUGCCAGACAAGAGGAUUGGAGGACAGACGACAUAGUUGCAGAACUGCUGGUGGUUGACUAGUGGUUAUAGCCUUAGCGUACUUUUGGCAGUAGGCAGCGAGAAGGAGGGCUUGGCGAUGGUCACGGCUAUGGAGGAUGCCUGUCCCAAUGGGGUGCGGGAGGAGAAGGAGGAGGAGGAGGUGACGGCCCUGAGACAUCCUGGCGUGGAGGGGCCCCCGGCCGAGCGGUCCACCCAGGGAGCACAAACGUCUGGAGCCAUGCAGCAGGUGUUGGAUAACGUGGGUGAGCUGCCCACCUCCACGGGUGCCAAGGACAUCGACCUGCUCUUCCUGCGCGGCAUCAUGGAAAGUCCCAUUGCUCACGAGCAGCUGGAGGAGGUGAAGCUGGAGGCGGUGCAGGACAACAAUGUGGAGCUGGUGACCGAUAUCAUCGGAGACAUCAACAACCUCAAGGUUAAAGACGACAGCGCGGCCGAACUGUCCAAGCUGCUGAAGGAGCCACACUUCCAGUCUCUUUUGGAGGCACAUGACAUGGUGGCCACAAAGUGCUUCGAAGUCCUGCCCCCGGCCGAGAUACCCAAUGACGCAGCGGUGAACAGCGCUCUGAUGCAGGCCGACGCUGUGCGCAUGAUUGGCAUCCGAAAGAAGGCCGGAGAGCCACUGGGUGUGACGUUUCGAGUGGAGAAAGAGGAACUGGUCAUUGCCAGAAUCCUGCACGGCGGCAUGAUCGACCGGCAGGGCCUGCUCCACGUGGGCGACAUCAUAAAGGAGGUGAACGGGAAGGACGUGGGCAACAACCCCACCGAGCUGCAGGAGAUGCUCAAAGACUGCAGCGGGGGCAUCACGCUGAAAAUCCUCCCGAGCUACCGGGACGCUCCUGCUCCUCCACAGGUGUACGUGAGGCCGUACUUUGACUACAACCCGGCCAGCGACAACCUCAUCCCAUGUCGGGAGGCGGGGAUGACCUUCGAGAGGGGCGACAUCCUUCAGAUCGUCAACAGGGAGGAUCCCAACUGGUGGCAGGCGUGUCAUGUGUUGGCUGGAGCUACAGGACUGAUACCCAGUCAGUUCCUGGAGGAGAAGAGGAAAGCUUUCGUCCCUCGAGACUUUGAAGGAUCAGGCAUCCUCUGUGGCACUAUAGCUGGAAAGAAGAAGAAGAAGAUGAUGUACCUGACGGCCAAGAACGCAGACUUUGACAGACACGAGCUGCAGAUCUAUGAGGAAGUGGCGAAAGUGCCACCGUUCCAGAGGAAGACGCUGGUUCUGAUUGGUGCGCAGGGCGUGGGUCGACGCAGCCUCAAAAACCGGCUGAUGGUCCUCCAGCCGACGCGCUUCGGCACGACUAUACCAUACACCUCGCGACGACCCCGUGACGACGAGCUGGACGGCAACUCCUACCACUUCACCAGCAGGACGGAGAUGGAGGUGGACGUGAAGGCUGGCCGCUUCCUGGAGCACGGCGAGUACGAUGGCAACCUGUACGGCACCAAGAUCGAUUCCAUCCUCGAGGUGGUGGACACGGGACGCACCUGCAUCCUGGACGUCAACCCACAGGCUCUGAAGGUACUCAAAACUGCGGAGUUCAUGCCCUACGUGGUUUUCAUUGCGGCGCCAGAUUUCGAUACACUCAAGGCCAUGCACAAAGCUGUGGUGGACGCAGGCAUCACAACCAAGCAGCUCACGGAUGUGGACCUGAGGAAGACGGUGGACGAGAGCGCCCGCAUCCAGAGGGCGUACAGCCACUACUUCGACCUGACCAUCGUCAACGACAACCUGGACAAGGCCUUUGAGACGUUACAGGCCGCUGUGGACAAACUGUGCAUUGAACCCCAGUGGGUGCCCGUGAACUGGGUGUACUGACGACCAGCCGCAGCCACUGAGCGGGUCACACUGACCCACCAGCAUGUGUGUGUAUGAGAGAGAGUGUGCGAGUGUGUGUGUGUGCGUGUGUAUGUUAGUGUUUAUGACCACAAAGGCCAAAGACGAGGAGACGAGUGCAGAGAUACUUCUGCAAAAUAACAUUAAUAAUUAUAAAAAAAGAAAAAACCUCCUACUGCUCUUUCUCCUCUUAGGCCUGCACGGCUCGCAACUUUUUUUCUACUCCAAACUCAAAGGGAAAGAGUGCUUAUUUAUUUUAUAACUUUUUAUGAAAGAUCUUUCUAUUCAAUGUGGAAUUCCAGUGAGAAUGAAACAAAAGAAAAUCUGGUCUCGUACUCGGGCCAUAUUUUUGCAUUAAUUUAUUGUUGUUGUAGUGACACGUCUUAUUUUGUAGUCUUAUUGGUUUCAAAGUGUUUUUAGUUUGUUUGUUUUUCUGUCGUCUUCCCUCAUGGACACCCAGGAUUUACAAUAACCAUCCAGGCUCACCGAUGAAGAUGAGGAGAGACGCUGAGUUAGAAGAUUAUGAGCAGUCGUUGUCCAAGAAACCGUUUGGUGUCAAACGCCGUCGCCAUGUUUGAGCGACGUGUGGCUGUGUGUUUUAUUUUUUAUUAUUUCACCUCCCUACAUCUGAAUCCUUUGGUGUUAACCUAGCGGGCCCUAAAGUCUUCUCAUGGUUUUGUCCACAGGAGGAACUGGGCGGAGGGAAAUAAAAGAGCACAACUCUGUGAAGUUAAAGAAAAAACAACUUUAUAAGAUGAAGAAUUGUCUGUGUCUGGUAAUUCUGUGUAGUUUUGUUUUUCUUGUAGUUUUUGUGAGGUGAUUUUAUAGUUUAGUGUUUUGUCACACACGAUCGUUUGCUUUGAUUUGAAAUGAUCCUGUUCUCAGUGUGUGUGGCUGGAGUGUGAUCGUCACUGUUACUGACUGCGUUAACCACUUUGUUAAUGUUUUAUAUAUGUGAAUGUGGCUGAAAUCCUCUCCCUCCCUGUGGUCUCUAUCUUCAGUGUUGCAUUACGCCAAAGCCCCGACCAAACUCCAAGUACUGUUUGAAAUUCACAACUCUUAACUCGGAUUAGUAGUUCAACUACAGGCUGUAAAAUGAAUUAAUGUGAUGCUGGAUGCAUCUUGCAAGGCCAAAGGGUAAAUUUGUAGUACUACUGUAUGUCUCAUAAUGCUUUGUAAAUCUUAGUCAAAACCAGAGAGAAUUAAAGAAAAUGAGCUUUGAUGAAUAUUCUUUGAUUUAUGUAACAUUUCAACAUCCUGAGAUCAAUUUGUGCCACGUUUCAGAAAAACAGCCCAACUGCCUGUUGAAGUGUUCGCAUCAACCUCAUGUCCACAGAUUUGAUUUUACAUUUUUAUCAGCAAGGUUAUGAAGAAUAAAGUUUAUUAAACCUCA
Hippoglossus stenolepis (Pacific halibut) is the source of this 3478-nucleotide messenger RNA. RefSeq names its product protein associated with LIN7 2, MAGUK p55 family member b (gene pals2b). The record is from RefSeq and is a predicted model, not a curated record. Bases 325 to 2067 code for a protein of 580 amino acids. NCBI's taxonomy places the organism in Eukaryota, Metazoa, Chordata, Actinopteri, Pleuronectiformes, Pleuronectidae. Gene Ontology annotation, cellular component: cell-cell junction; plasma membrane. Gene Ontology annotation, molecular function: protein binding. The transcript is spliced from 14 exons.